GUGUAACUUUCGGUUAACUAUCCAGGACCAACUAGUCCUCGUUUCGCCUUUAAAAUGGUGUUUACGGGGAGAGCGCGUGGUCGCGGAUUUGGAGCAAAAGGCGGAGGUAUCCACGCAACAACCAGAAAGUCGUCGUCUUCGAGUUUUGACAGGUCUCGCUACCGAGAUCACGAUCGGUCUCUGUCACCGCCGCGCAAGAGACCCACCACUGUAGAAGACCGCCUUGGGACUAAGCAUCCCAGAGAGGACACUUCUCCCCCAACAGAAUCCCUGCGAAUUACAGUGGGAAAUGACAUUUACAGCAAAGAACCUGUGGGCAGAGAACCUGUGGGCAGAGAACCUGUGGGCAGUCCUCUGUCGGAGAGACUGGGCCCCCCAGUUCAAUCAAACACACAAAACACAGCAGAUAUAUUUGAGCAGGAGAGGAUGCUCUAUAGUAAAGGGGCAGAUGAUUCACAGAGAAGGAACGAGAAAUGGAGACAAAAUUCCCAGGAGAGGAGAUAUGAGGAUUCCCGCGGGAGAAGUGACAGCAGGGGAAGGGAUAGAAGGAGGGACGGCAGCAGGGAGAGGCGGGACCACCCCGGGUAUAGUAGGGAUCGUCAUGGAGAUAGGAGAGACCACAGACGAGACAGUCGGGAUUAUUACGACAGGCGAGAAGGAAGCAGGGAACGUCACCGUAGUGACAGUUAUUCGAGUCACUAUGACAGGAGGGAGGAUUCCCGAGAUCGAGACUACCGAGAUUACUACAGGGGUGAUCCAAGUAAAAAAUUUGAUGAAAGAUUUAGUAGUGAGAGAAUGGAAUCACAGUAUGGAGAUAGAGGUAGACAUGAUAUUGAUAGGUUUGAUACUGUGCCCCACACCGUUAUUGACAGGAGUCUGGAGCGACCUAAUUCUCCGGUGAACUACUACCACGGGACCCUGGAAUCCCUGACACAGCCCGUGAUGAGAAGUCCUCCCAAAGCUGAGCCUACACCACCCACUGCUAAACCUCUCAAAUCCAUACUCAAGAAGAAAACCAACACUGAGCCGCCACCUGUCGUGCCUCCAGCUGAGGAUCCGUAUAGAAUCCAGAUAGAUCACAGACUGGGACCACCUCCCAGACAAGAUUUCAAUUCUGGAAGACCCCCCGCUGAACCUGCAAUGGAUAUAGAGGAUGAAGAGAGGUUUCUUUAUGGUGAAGCAGAAAAGACAGAAACACCAACAUCAAAACCACCGCUCUGGACUCAGCCAUUUGCAGCUGGUCUUUAUCAGCCCCCGGGCAGUGGGGCUCAGCAAAGCAACACUUUCCCGGUCCUCGGUCAGCAGAGAGCAUUUUCUCCUCCUUCAGCUUACAUUCAGGAAAAACCUCCUGAUGAGCCAGAAAGACAGUACGACUCCUCAGACCUCCUUAGCAUUUUUACAAAGCGGCCACAACCUCGGGUCAUAGAGGAUGAUCAGAUACCUCUCACUCAACCACCCACUCAACCACCCAUGCCACAGACCAUACAACCGCUUGCUCAGCAACCAGUGCAACAUACCAUACAACAGACUAUACAACAGACCAUACAACAGACCAUACAACCACCUUCUCAGCAGCCAGCCUCAUUUGCAGUGACAAUGCAAGAGGAAGUGAAGCAACAAAAGUAUGAUCCCACGAUAGAAAACAUCUUAAAGUCAAUUGGAUUUGAUUUUGAAAUGUCCAAACGAAUGCAAGAAAAAGCCGGGAGUGAAGUGAAGAAGGAGGAUGUACCUCAGGAGUACGGCAUCAACCAGACGGCCUCGUUCCUCGGGGGAGGCCUGUCCACCGAGGACCUCACCUCAAACCUGUUCUCCAAAAAGAAACCACCACUGGACAUUCUGUCAUCACAGGAAGGACGGGAUUGGAGGUCCGACAGGGGGUCUACAGAAGGCCGUCCCAGCUUUCUGGACCAGAUUCUGAGAAGAGAUCAGCUCAGUAAAACUAAUGCACAUAUUCCUCUGUCAGAACCUUCCAUGCCUCCAUCCACCGCACAAGAGUUCCCUUCAUCCACCUAUGCUGUGCCCUCAUUCUCCCAAGGAUAUACUGCCCCUGCUUAUACUGCACCGUAUGCUCCCCCUGCUUCGUCUGUUGAUCCGUAUAGUUACCACCCUGAGUAUUCUACAGCCCCAUCACAGUAUCCCACAACAGUGAGUGCUUUCUCUGGCCCCAAAAAACAUAGAGAGCCCAUUGUAAGGCAGCUGUCUCCAGGGUUACCAAAGGCUCCAGAAAUGUCAGCAAGAGAAAACCUGACGACCGUACCACUCGAAGAGAAUCUUCCCAAAAGUGUGAAACCUGAGCCAUCUAAAAAAAAAAAUACAAGACCAAAUUUAAGAGAAAUUCCGAAAUCCUCUGAAACCUUAAGAACCAUGCCAUCUGAAAAUCCUUCUUUUUCCAGUCGAACUGUUUUGCCUCCCAAAAGUGAAAGUUCACAAUAUCAGAAACAGGGAGGGAAGAGACCAGUUGAGCGAGAGUCAGCACAGUCCUUGAUACAGUCCAGGAAGCAGGCGGAGAAACUGCAGCGUGACAAAGAGGAAAGACAGAAACGAAUCCUGGCGCUCGAAGAGGAACUGACAAAACUCCGAAGGCAGCAAAACGAGAUCAUGAGAAAGAAGCGCCGACAGAAGGAUGGUCACAAGGAUCCUAUUCUUCUACAAAACAGCAAGUUACAGGAGGAAAUAGCAAUGCAGAUAUCAAAGCUGAGGAAAAUCGGUGAGGGCAAAAGUGUGGAGGAGCUUCAACCUCAGCAGAAGAAAAGCAAGACUGACAAGGAAGAACAGAAGGUGGUGGUGAGUGAAGAGAUACUGGCCGUAAGUGAACCUAAGUCAAGUCCUGAGGGUCAAACCAUUAAAGAGGAAGUAACUGUCAAAGAGGAAGUUACUGUCAAGGAGGAAGUUAAAUCAGAGUCUGAGGCACAGCAAGAGGAAAAACCAAAACAGUUGUCUUUCCAAGUGAAGGGCGGUGUGAAGACCAGGUAUGAGUUCUUUGACCCGGGCAAACACUGGUGCAAGCUCUGUAACACGGUGUACGACACGGCCAUGCAGUUCCUGGAGCACACUCACUUUCGUCACAACAAGAAGUGGAAAAACACAGAUAAUUAUGAUCGGCCUUGGAUUCCUGACCAGAUGAAAAACCCGACCCCUAAAAAGAAAGCGCAGAAAACAGAAGUGGUUUCCCUGAAGGGUCCAGAGUUCCUGUUUCCUAUUAAUGGAUUUUUCUGCGUUUUGUGUCGUGAAUUUUCUGGAGAUGUUCAGUGUGCAGAAUUUCAUUUGAAAACAGAUAUUCAUCACUCAAACUACCAGAAAUUUCUCCAGGACAGUCCCUUCUAUGAACAGAGGAGGCAGCUAGACAGGGCUAAAGGCUUGGCAGAGAAGCAAGAAAAAACCCUGAAAGACAAAGAAUCCAAGCCACUAUUUGGUAAAAACAUAUCCUUGGUCAGAGAGAGACAGAUAGCAAAACCUGUUGAGAGGAAUGUAAACAUUAAGCAAUCGGAGAAAGAAGUGGAAGAGUUGUCGGAUAUUCAAGGCAGCAGUCAGUCAAAUGCCGCAAAAUUAGCCAAAAUGAAAUUAUCCUUGAAGCAGCCAACUGUCACAAAUCCUGCGCCAAAGCCUGAAGUUGAGGAACCCCCAGCACUGCAGACUCAGAGCUCUGCGGAAGAGGCAGAGAAAACAGCAGAUGGAGAGAAGAAAGAAGAUGGAAAAAAAGGAAUAGAAAUUAGAAUUGCUAAUAAGAUUGGAAUCAUUGGCAAAGUUCCAGCAAAAAAGAAUGCACUUCUUCCUCCUUGGACCCCAGUCUCUAGACAAGAGCCACUGAAAUCCAUCGCUGGAUUAGAAGCGGAAAAAAAUAAGUCUGCUAACGAGAAGAAACAGGUGACAGCUCAAGACAUCCUGAAGGCAGUGCAGGAGAAGAGAGAGCAGGAACGAAAAGAAAUGGAGGAAAAGGCCAAACAAGCAGCUCUACUGAAUGUGAUGGAGAUUCCCGUCCCUCAGGAAAAACCGAACAAGAAGGAAGACAUCCCAAUCCCUGAGGAAACACCCAGCAAAAAGGAGGAUAUCUUUGUCUCAGAGGAAAAACCCAGCAAGGAGACGAGGCCAGAAGCCCCAGAAAAAACUGGCAACAGAGACCCAAUGAUGGCAGACCUGAGUGCUAUACCUGUACCUAGCCGUCUAAACCCAGAGGUAAAGGAUGACACAAAUGUGAAAAAUUACAGUACCAUAGGGAGUCCUAUUACACAGAAAGCUGAGGGAAAUUCAGUGGCUAGUGAUAAUGGAAAUGUGAAGUAUGGCAGUAAUCAAGUGACAAUAGAGAGCAUAGAUGAGAUGGCUCUAGAGAAUAUUGUGAUGCCAGAAUCAGUGACUAUGACUCCAGCUGAAAGCAGAAUAAACAAUUCACCAUCAGUUACUGUUACACUAACCAAAGAAAAGAAAGAUCCUCCAUUUCAGAAUGAGAACCAAUCAGAUCUCUCCAAAUCAGAUUCAUUAUCAUCAGCUGCUGCAGAUACCACUAAAAAUUACACGUCAUUCAAUAAAGACGUUUCAAUUGAUCAUUCAGGAGAAAAGGCUGAUCAACCCUCGGUGAAUAGCGGCAGCAUCAGAGUCACCCAAUCCAUUAAUGUAUCGGUAAACAUUGAAAACAGCCAAGACUCAAACCAAAACCCAUUGACUGGUGACUCGGAAAAUCCAGAUGUAGAUGAUGAUAAGACUAUCAGUGAUGGAGAUGACACAAUAGACCUCGAUUCUGGGGAUGAAAACACGAGGGACGGUGAGAAGUUCAGUUCAGUCCAGCAGCAUCAAUGUCGUCCAAUAGAGGAUGUGAUCGAUGUCAGCAUGGGGAGCCUCGGGGAUGUGGUGGAGGUGGCAGUGGGGGGAGGGGGAGUCGGGGAGCUUGAGGGGGACAUGGACUGUAGUGUGGAGGGGCUGUACGGGGUGAUCGGGGGGGAGUCGGAGAACCUGGACGACGUCUUGUCUGUGGGGCCAGGACGCAGGGGGGCGGGGUGCUUCUCAGAUCUACGACCCAUGGACAUCGGGGACAUGACGACAGGGAUGGAUGACCCAGAUGUGGGGGAUAUUGUCAGUGAACUGAUGCACAGUAACGGCAUGGAUAGUGGUAACAAGCAGUGAGCACUGAUCCAGAAAGUGAGGGAGGACUCAGUGGACCAAUGGGCAGUGACUUUGAGGUCGUUGAUGAAUGCGAGGAGGAGACAUGAAAGUGUAUGUCAGCCCCGUGGAAGUGAAAGGAGUAUGAAGGGGACCUGAAGGUGUAGGCAGGCCCUUCAUAGGUGGAUGGAGUAUGAAGGGGCACCUGGGUACGAGGUGUUCUGAAGUAGAUGCUCAUGAUGUAAGAUAACCUGAGGCAGACGUUGAAGUGUUCCUAUGAAAAGAUUGAAGUCUGGUUUCUAUUAACAGUCUAUAUACUCUGAUUAUGAAUAGUGUAACUAUUCUCCAGUCAGUGCCCGCCCGCCAUUGUUACAUUUUUAAAUCAUUAUUCUGAUUUUCAUGGACAUUUUUAUCAUGUAUAUUGUUGGCAUGUUAGACAUGAAAUCCUUGUUUUGUCUUGUUUUGUAUUAAAAGAUUGAAUCAUGUUAA
Magallana angulata is the source of this 5580-nucleotide messenger RNA. RefSeq lists its product as uncharacterized. Bases 55 to 5115 code for a protein of 1686 amino acids. Lineage: Eukaryota; Metazoa; Mollusca; Bivalvia; Ostreida; Ostreidae. The transcript is spliced from 8 exons. The record is from RefSeq and is a predicted model, not a curated record. Gene Ontology annotation, molecular function: nucleic acid binding; zinc ion binding. Gene Ontology annotation, biological process: positive regulation of DNA-templated transcription; negative regulation of DNA-templated transcription. Gene Ontology annotation, cellular component: nucleoplasm.